GAGCUGCUGCGUCGGCGCGGAAAAUACUAUGAAAUGGUCAACUUGCAGAACUUGGGCUAAAGGUGUGAGUUGUAAGAUAAUAGAUAGGCUUUCGAGCAAUUGUUUCGUUCAUGUACAUAGACUUAAAUCAUCAUUCUUUUCGGGAUUCUGAAGACUGAAGGACAAUUGGAAAAGCCGAUAAGUGAUAAGGACAACUCCCGAGCUCGGAAGAAAGCGACCCUUCCGUGCGAUCGAAACGGGAAUAGUGCGGGGUAUAGCUUACCUCAUCAUCUGGAGAUGGAUUCAAUCUUUUUCUCCUGGGGGAAAUGAAGGACGAUUCCCCGCCAGCAGCUGCCUGCAUAUCUUCAAUACAUUCUCAGCUUCUUCGCUAUGGCUCUCCCUGCUUACAAGACCUCUUUCCUGGAGUCCUCCAUCUCCGCCAAGGUUCUGACCUUCGGCACUUUCACUCUCAAGUCGGGCCGUCAAUCCCCUUACUUCUUCAACGCCGGUACCUUCCACACGGCUUCUCUCCUCUCCGCCCUUUCAACCGCCUAUGCUCACACCAUCAUCUCUUUCCUCGCCGAGAACCCUUCCAUCCCCAAGCCCGAUGUGAUCUUCGGCCCCGCAUACAAAGGCAUCCCCCUCGCCUGCGCCACCCUGCUCGAGCUUCACCGUCUCCAACCUGAAGUCUGGUCCGAGGUGUCCUACAGCUACAACCGCAAGGAGAAGAAGGACCACGGCGAGGGCGGCAGCAUCGUGGGUGCAGGCUUGAAGGACAAGAACGUGCUGGUGAUUGACGACGUGAUUACCGCCGGUACGGCGAUGCGUGAGACCUUGGAUCUGGUUGCUAAGGAGGGCGGCAAGGUCGUUGGCUUUGCCGUCGCGCUCGACCGCCUGGAGAAGAUGCCCGGCCCCAAGGACGCCAACGGUGUCGAGGAUGAUGCGCCACGCAUGAGCGCCAUGGGUCAGAUCCGCAAGGAGUAUGGCGUGCCCACGACGAGUAUCGUCACGCUGGAUGACUUGAUCCGAUUGAUGCAGGAGAAGGGCGCUGGCGAGGACAUGCGCCGCUUGGAGGAGUAUCGGGCCAAGUACCGAGCUAGUGACUAGAGGGUUGAAAGAGAAAUAUAAUUGGAUGAAAGGGCGGCAUUGCACCAAGUCAGGGGUUAGGGCUGGGAGUGAGUAGUUUGUUUCUGGAUAUGCUAUUAGCUUAGGGAUAGCAUCAAGCUCCACUGGUUUUCUCCAUGAAAUGACGGGUUUGGCUCAAUCCUUCGAUUCACUUCUA
Molecule: messenger RNA, 1261 nt
Organism: Aspergillus saccharolyticus JOP 1030-1
Lineage: Eukaryota; Fungi; Ascomycota; Eurotiomycetes; Eurotiales; Aspergillaceae
Product: orotate phosphoribosyltransferase
Exons: 3
Coding region: 370-1086 (238 amino acids)
Biological process (GO): 'de novo' pyrimidine nucleobase biosynthetic process; pyrimidine ribonucleoside biosynthetic process; pyrimidine nucleotide biosynthetic process
Cellular component (GO): cytoplasm
Molecular function (GO): orotate phosphoribosyltransferase activity
Source: RefSeq, a predicted model, not a curated record